This is a messenger RNA of Chroicocephalus ridibundus (black-headed gull), 1376 nucleotides long. RefSeq names its product PDZ binding kinase (gene PBK). NCBI's taxonomy places the organism in Eukaryota, Metazoa, Chordata, Aves, Charadriiformes, Laridae. Gene Ontology annotation, biological process: peptidyl-serine phosphorylation. The record is from RefSeq and is a predicted model, not a curated record. The transcript has 8 exons. Gene Ontology annotation, molecular function: protein serine/threonine kinase activity; ATP binding. Bases 74 to 1039 code for a protein of 321 amino acids.
CCCGCGCCGUUUGUCCGCCCGCGGCCGCCGUAGCGCGGGAUUCAAACGGCGGCGGCGGCAGGGGUUUGCAGCGAUGGAAGCCUUCAAGUCUCAGAACAACCUGGUGCGCAGGGAGAAACCUGACAGGGGACCAGUUUCUGUCACUAUCCCGGCCUCUCCCUUCAUGCAGAAGCUCGGGUACGGCACUGGGGUCAACGUCUACUUGAUGAAAAGAUCUCCCAGAGGUUUGUCUCGCUCCCCGUGGGCUGUGAAAAAAGUCAAUUCCCAAUGCAACAAGAGCCAGCAAAGCAUCUAUCAGCAGAGACUGACCGAAGAAGCCAAGAUCUUGAAAAACCUCCAACAUCCCAACAUCGUGGGUUACCGUGCGUUUACCGAGGCCAACGACGGAAGCAUGUGUCUGGCCAUGGAGUACGGCGGAGAAAAAUCCCUCUGCUACUUACUCGAAGAAAGACGGGAAAAAAAGUUGGGCCCUUUCCCUGCUGCCACCAUUUUCAAAGUUGCCCUGAGCAUGGCGCGGGGGCUGAAGUAUCUUCACAACGAUAAGAAGCUGCUCCACGGAGAUAUCAAGUCUUCCAACGUGGUCGUUAAAGGCGACUUUGAAACCGUCAAGAUCUGUGAUGUGGGAAUGUCCCUGCCCCUGGAUGAGAACAUGACCGUGAGCGACCCGGAGCUGUGCUACGUGGGCACCGAGCCCUGGAAGCCCAAGGAGGCUCUGCAGGAUGACGGCGUGAUCACCGACAAGGCUGACAUCUUCGCUUUCGGGCUGACUCUCUGGGAAAUGAUGACCCUCUCCGUGCCCCACCUCAACCUGGACGAUGACCUCGACGACGAAGACGAGUCUUUCAAUGAAGACUGCUUUGACGAAGAAGCUUAUUACGCAGCCCUGGGAACCCGCCCGGCUCUCAACAUGGAGGAACUGGACUCAUCCUACCAACACAUGAUCGACCUCUUCUCCAUCUGCACCAGCGAGGACCCCAAAAAGCGUCCCUCGGCCGCGUGCAUCGUGGAAGCCUUGGAGGCAAGUUUGGCCCAGGAAUAAAAGCAUCCGAGCUCCUGCGCUCGCCCCGCGGAGCUCGGGGACAGCAAAGCUGUCCCCGAGCUCCGCGGGGCGAGUGCAGGAGCUCAGGGAUUUAACUUUGAAGCUUUUAUCCUUAUCCUGUGUAGUUAAAACUACAGCCUGAACUCAUUAUGCACUAACCCUGGCUGAAGGGGAUUGCUCUAAGUUGCUUCUCGAGCAAUCCCCUCCCACCUCCACCUAGGGCCUAAAAUAAGCUACACGCUCUGCGCAAGAGUUGUGCUUUUAGUUGUCACGUUACAGCUGCUUUCAAAGCCUUCCCUCUCUCUCUUUCUCUCUCUGGGUUGAAUUAACAAGUUUG